Molecule: messenger RNA, 2049 nt
Organism: Paraglomus occultum
Lineage: Eukaryota; Fungi; Glomeromycota; Glomeromycetes; Paraglomerales; Paraglomeraceae
Source: the annotation of a GenBank genome assembly
AUGGUUAUGUUGAAAGGGGCUGAGCGUCAGGCAAAGAAGGCUCGUACAGGUGAUGCUGAGAGCGAAAGCGAAAAGGCUUUAGUCGCAGACGCGUUCAAAUACGAGUUUGUGAACAGUCAAAAUUACGUUGACAACUUUUACAGACAUAUCAACUUUUGUUUGUCGAAGUGCCGCGAGGACAGUAGCUACUCUCCAUAUAUUGCACUAAUUCAGAGCUCCGGCUAUGGGAAGUCCCGCCUCAUCGCAGAGAUUGCACAAGAUGUCUAUGUUUUAUAUGUAUGCUUUCGGCCGUCAAAGAGCACAGGCUAUCCUCCUCGGUCAAGCAUCGCGUCCAAGAUUCUAGAGGAGAUGCCGCACCAACAAAUUAGCUGGUUUGAGACGUUUUUGGAAUGCAUGUUUGCCGUACUUGGUCGUAUGAUUCAGGGUGGUCUGACGCCUUCCGAAUGUUGGGAAAUGCAGAUGGAUUCUAGCAAAGAGAAAAAGUUCUGGACUGACGUUACCACUGACUUACAACACGCGCUCGAGGCAAGCUCCCCGACGAUGGAGAGUCUUCCCGAGCAACUAUAUGAAACUAAUGUACCAUUCAAAUUUAUGCUGUGUCUAGAUGAGGCACGCAUCCUGACCAUGACAAUUCACGAAGCAAAGGAACGAUCUCUAUUCAGGAUCAUUCGACGUGCUUUGCAAGAUAUCAGAUGGAAGAACUUUAUGUGCGUCAUGUUAGAUAUGGCUGGUUCUCUGUCCAAUUUCGCACCAACUGAGGAACAUGAUCCUUCCCUGCGGCUCCCAACUGUCAAGCCACUUAAGUUGCUUCCGCCAUUCAUUGAUGUUUCAACAAUGGAUGCAUUGUUCACGGGGCAAGUGAAGAAUUCAACUGACAGGUUUUUCCUAGGUUGUGCCUUGUGGACUGCAUUGCUUAAGUCUGGCUUGUCAAUUGAAAAGGCAGUUGAAACUGCACAAAGAAAACUACUUGGAGGCACUGUGAGCACCAAUUUACAGAAUAUUCUUUCUACUGCUAAAACGGAUGAACAGUUGGCCAUGGCUAUCGCUAUUAUGUCUGUACUAAUUUCUGUGGAUAUCUCACCACAACCGCACUUAUCACAUCUGCUAGUGAGUAGCUACAUGGCUACCUGUAUCUCCAUCAAAGAGGACCGAAGCCAAAUGCUUGUGAUGUAUCCAUCUGAGCCUAUUCUCACUGAAGCAGCUUUUUGGCUUGUGGAUGAUGAUGCGACACUAGUGAAGGUCCUUCAGCUGUUUGCAGCAUCAUUUCAAUGUGGAUUUGUUGAUGCUGGCCACCGUGGCGAACUUGUUGCAAGGCUUAUCCUAAUCAUCGCAUGGCGGAAAUGCGUACAAAAGAACUGGGGUAAAGAUGGACUUUACACAAGAGAAAUAUCUCUCAAGGAAUUCUUGUCCACCUUGUUUGGUGAUCUUGAUUCCUUAGUCACAACAAACGAUUCUUGGAAAGGGUUGAAACUGGAUAGACUAUUACUGGAAUCCGUUCUAUGCUUUACCCAUUUCAUACAGGUAGAAUACACUCCGGACAGUGGAUUGCUUGAACAACUAUUCAGAAGGGGUGCAGCCGCAAUCCUGAAGUUCAACCAACCUGGUGUCGACCUCCUCAUCCCACUCAAACUACCGGAUGAUCAAUUCAUGUAUGUUACGAUAUCAGUAAAGAACAGGGAUGUUUCAUGGGGAGGUGCUGACUACACCAAAGACUCAACCUAUAAGAUGAAGCCGCAAUAUAUAUUUAGAAGAACGGAUCUUGCAACGCCGCCAUCACUCCCGCACCUAUGUUUUUAUUGGUCCCUGCGCGACAAGAGGGAAGGACUUCAUCGACCCGAGUGGAUGAAGCAGGAUGAGUCUGACCGACACUUAGCUGUCUUCUCAAUGGCACCGUUUGUCUGUCUUUCUCCUGAGAUUAGAAAAGAGCUGGAUGCGAUACUAAAAGCAUAUGUUAAUCCAUUUGACAUCCUGUGGAACAGUAAGACAGUUAUGGACAGAACGGCAAUAGUGAAAAGUUUCAUUCCCCUGCGUUAUUCAUUGGACAAUUGA